AUGGAAAGGGGUUACUUUUUUUUUUGUUAUGCAAUUUGUUGUUUUCUUUUGGAUUAUGUUUAUUUUUGGCACUUUAUUCCGAACUUUCUUGGGCCUGGCCGGAGGGAAAACUCGCGUUUAAGGAUUCGAAACCUUGGUGGCGCCGGCCGCCCCGUCGCGGCACCAAGGCCAAGCGGCCCGCACGGAAAGGGAAAGCCAGGCGCCAGCAACGUUCGCCACCUGGAGAACUUUGCCGUGCCAGGCUUACGGCAUCACGAAGUACUGGGGCCAGCCGCGCCUCGCUGGGACACAGUGUUAUCCUUGUCGUUCUUGGGGCGCGUGUUGCCGCGCCAUCAGCAGUAUCAUCCGCACCAAGUUACUGCUUAG
Trypanosoma grayi is the source of this 366-nucleotide messenger RNA. RefSeq lists its product as hypothetical. The coding region runs from base 1 to 366 and encodes 121 amino acids. NCBI's taxonomy places the organism in Eukaryota, Euglenozoa, Kinetoplastea, Trypanosomatida, Trypanosomatidae. The record is from RefSeq and is a predicted model, not a curated record. The transcript has a single exon.